GCAACAGGGCUCAGAACUGCGCACGUAUGGACGGUGAGCCCCCGCUUUAGCUUGCAUGUGACUUCUCUUUGCAAGUGUGAAAAUUGCACUGAAAACAUGUUGUUCGAAUCGGAAAGCACCAAACCUUCCGUGUAUGACCAAAUAGCGGAUUUGCAGCGUAAAAUUCAACUUUUAGAGAGUGACAGGAGUGCCUAUUAUGAGAGCUCUCAGUCUGCCCUGGAGAAAAACCGCCAGAACAUCCUGCAGCUACGGGAGGAGAACAGAGAAUUGCAGAAGAGGGUGUCGGAGGCCGAGGCUGAUGAACAACAAUUUGUCCAAUCGGCCUUACAUGGUCGAGGCGUGGAAAAGGACACUGGGCCGCCAAUGUCAGGCAAGGCAGCUCUAUCCAAACUUGAACACCGGGUGGCGUCCAAGAUGAAGCGGCUCAAUGCCCUGAGACACACUACCCUGACUCACCAGCGCCGGCUAGAUGAGCUAAAGAGGGAGUGCCUCAGACUGGAAGCAGUCGGCUUCAACCAAGUACUCUCUGAAAAGGAGGAUAUCACACUGAAAUUGCGGUCGCUGCAGAAGUCUCUGGAGGAGAACCAGGUCAAGUGCAAGGGGGCUGCAAACACCAUGACUAACUAUCUGAAACUGAAGCGACACUUGCAGGAGGAGAGUCUCACUUUCCAGGGUCAGAUAGACGGUCUUGAAGCGGAAAUCAUGAAAUACAGGCGGGAACUGCAGAAUGUGCAGGAUAUGAACAACAAAGCCCAGCUCUCCAAAGAAAUGGCAUUUACUGAGUUACAGCAGCAGGAGGAAUUGUUUUACAAGGAACACCAAGAAAAAGAUUAUCUUCUAGCAAUCUACCGAAAGAGGGUGCAGGAGAUCAAGGCCCGGGCUGAAAAGCUGGAUGCUCAGAGGAAAAAUGUACAACAGGAUGAGCUGAACAAUGAAGCUGAGUCCAGCGCUGCCAUGUUGGCUGCUGAAAUGGAGCAGAGCAUCUGCAUGUUUGAUGAGACCCUCCAAAGUAUGAAGGAUGCCACGGGUUACACAGACACACAGGAGGUCAUGGAUCGUUACAUCGCCCAAAGGGAGACUCACCGACAUCUGCAAGCGCUGAAAGCAGAUAAUGCGUAUGUUCUCCUGGAGCUAAAAGAGCAGAAGGUGCAACUGAACCAACAGUUUGAGGACAUGAAGUAUUCAGGAGAAACAAAACUGUCCAGUGAGCAGAGAAUGCUGGACGAGUGUGAGCAGGAGCUGCUGGCUAAACAGCACAGCUGCGAAACAGCUAAGGAACGCCUGUCAUCCGUCGUUAAAACCCUCAGCACUAUCCAAGCUGGAGUGGAGCACCUAGCGGAAAAGCUUAAGCACAUCUCUCUGAAUGAACCACCGUCAGAUGUGUCUCCAAAUUCAGAAGAGUUGGUGGUGCAGCUGCUGAGCCAGUGUGAACGGAAGGUCCGCUUACUCCAGGGCAAGCUUCACGGAAAAGACCUCAAUGAGAUUGCGAAGGACAUGGAGGAAGAGGAGUUCUAUUUUAUGAUUGAGAAACAACUGCCUUCAUACAACAAGCGAGUCACUGUGGCUGAGGACCAAGAGAUGGGACUCUUAACCAACGAGGACGACAAUGAGGAGGAUGAGGGUAUCCUCUCACGAGAAGCAUUGAAGCGUCGCUCUCAGGCUAUGAUUGACGCCAUGUCUAACAAGAAAACCUGGAAGAUGAAGAAGGGCAAGUAAAUGUAAGCCCAAAGGCUAGACAGGGUGAUAGAAGGUAGAUGGAUGGAUGAAAGAAAAUAAAAUAAAAGAAAUGACGAGAAGAGCACUCAAUGAUUUAAAAAAAAAAAGAAGAAACAAAAAAUUAAAUAUACAUCCAGUAUAAGUGGUCACUGAGAAUUCUUACGGAUGAGUGAGAAGACUCAAAGAGAUGAAAAAAAGGGACCUUACUUGGACAUGACAAACUCCAGGACUGUGAGUGAAGCCUGGAGUCACUUUGCUUAGCUCUAUUUGCAGUUAAAGUAUUAUCUUUUUAUUCUUAAAUGAUCUUUUGGGUCAUAUCAUUUUUAGAGACCCCACGAACCUCAGGGUUGUAACUGCUUCUGGGUCAGGAGGUCAAAGUUGACUUGGUAUAAAAGGUCGAACUGUGCAUGAAGAAGACAGAACAAGAUCUUGUGCAAGAGGGAUUAAUAGAACUCAUUUGAAGUUUAUUUGAAGGUUGCUAGGCGGAGUGAGCUUAGUUCUUUCACUAAAUUUGAGAACAAUAGUUUUAGAAAUGGCUGAAAGCAACUGCAGUGAUGUUCUGUAUUGAAUUGUAAGUAUCAAUAGCUGUCCUGGAAUUAACCAGGUAGACAGGUUUUUACAGUGAACAAAACCUCUUUGACUCACUUGAACAAUAAAUUGUUUUUGUUUGUUUGUUUGUUUGUCUAUUUAAAUCGUUGUUGUUGACACCAGGAAACAAAAGCAUCAAAAAAAUAUUUUGACAAUUAAAAAAUGACUUUCCAGUAAGUGAAAUGAGAAAUUUGCUGAAUGUUAAAUUGCAUUGCCCUGGAUGAUGAUUAUUUCUUGCACAGAAUGUUGUAUUUGUGUAGUAACAUUUGAUAUUAUACAUUCGAUAACUUCAGAACAAUAUUUCCCCCACCCGCCUUGAAUCUUGCUUGAAAUGUACUUGCCCGAGUUGAAUGUUUGAGUUUAUGAAACAUGUCUACUGUAAUCUUAAAAACAACCAGUGUGUGUGUACACUCAGGUCCAUAAGUAUUGGGUCAUCGAUGCCAUUCUCAUUUCUUUGGCUCCAAAUAAUUGAUCAAAAGUAAAACCAACAAGAUGUGUUCACACUGAUGACUUCUAGUUUUAAUUUGAGUGUAUUUAGAUCCAAAUAAGGUGAUGUCUGUACUGCCUCGGGCUGUAGUUGACUGCAAUGGUCUUGCAAAUAAGUAUCAAAAGUGAAUGUAGGAUUUAUUACUUAGUUACUUUUGGGUCCUUUAACAAGUGUUGUAACUGUUGUAAUUGCUACAUUCCACCUAGUUUGGAUGUAAAUACGCUCAAAUAGCAACUGAAAGUCUACAGUUCAAGCACAGUUUGUUCAUUUUAUUUUAAAUCCAUUGUGGUGGUGUUUAGAGCCAUAACGAUGAGAAUAAUUGUGUCAAUGUCCCAAUGCUUAUGGACAAGACUGUAUUUCUGUGUAGCUAACUAAUAUAGAAACCUCAAGUCUGUAGACACACAAAAAAUUAAAAAAAAAAGUAUAUGACCCCACUGGAAUUAAUAACUAGUUGAGCCUCCCCUGGCGUAAGUACCCUCACCCAUCCGUUUGCUGUAUUGCAUAUUCCUACUACACGACGCUUGAGGAAUUUGGAUAGUUUUCUAGAAAUAUCUCUGGAAUGUCUGCUGUAGAGGUAUCAAGGAGUCCUAGUAGUAGUAGCCUUACAGUUCUGAAGUUGGGGGUUUGAAUCCGAGGUCCACUUCGUGUGUGGAGUUUGCACAUUUUCCCCAUGCUUGCAUGUUUGUUCGCCCUGCAAUUGGCUGGCAAUCAGUUGAGGGGUGUCCCCUUGCAGACUUGUCAACAUAGAUGUGAGCAGAUUUCUCUAAUUCUUCUCAUUGUGGACUGAAGAACACUAAGGUUUUAAAGAGACAUUUACAACUCUUUCCAGCUUUAUAUAAAGCCACACAUUACAGUAUGUAAUUGUGAGUAUCCACCGAGCUCUUAUGUGCGAGGCUUGGCCCACACAGGACAAUGCUUCUUAAGAAUAGAAAACUCAUACCUGGUUUGUAUUUUUUUAUAAGGCCCUGUCCUAUAAACGCCUCAAAUCUCAUCACAUUGAUUGGUUGGUUGACUUUGCCUCGUGGUUCAUAUCCUUUUAGCUCCCUGCACUGUGAUUGUUCACUUGUCCAAUAA
This is a messenger RNA of Syngnathoides biaculeatus (alligator pipefish), 3865 nucleotides long. It is a transcript of the gene odad3, whose product is annotated as outer dynein arm docking complex subunit 3. The transcript is spliced from 13 exons. NCBI's taxonomy places the organism in Eukaryota, Metazoa, Chordata, Actinopteri, Syngnathiformes, Syngnathidae. The coding region runs from base 97 to 1716 and encodes 539 amino acids. Gene Ontology annotation, cellular component: cilium. Gene Ontology annotation, biological process: outer dynein arm assembly; cilium movement. The record is from RefSeq and is a predicted model, not a curated record.